Molecule: messenger RNA, 2396 nt
Organism: Prorocentrum cordatum
Lineage: Eukaryota; Dinophyceae; Prorocentrales; Prorocentraceae
Source: the annotation of a GenBank genome assembly
CGCGCGCCGCCGCGGGGCGCGCCGCGCCCGGAGGGGCCCGGCCCGCCGUGCGGCACCCCGCCCGGCCUGUGGCCCCAGGGGGCGGCGCCGCUGCCGCGGAAGGUGCAGCUCGGCUGUCGGAGGCGCCGAUGCGGCGGAGCUCCGCCCCCAGAGAAGGUCGGGGUGCCGGCGCCGUGGGCGCGCGCCGGCUGCCUGCCGAGCCCCAUCUACGUGUAGGGGCGGGGCCGCGCGCCCGCGGCGGCUCCUCGGGGGCGGGGGAGGGGCCCGCGCCCGGCCUCGGGCCCCCGGGGGGGCGGCCCGCCGACGGGUGCGCGGGCGCGGCUGCCGCCCGCGCGUGGUCGGCGAGGUUCUGGUCGGGAUCCCUUCGGCCAGGCGCGGGUCGGCCGCGCGCAGAGGGGGGGGCUGACGGGGGGGGAGGGGGGAGGAGGGCUGCUUGCAGAAGCGCCCCCCGCUCCUCUCAGAGGGCGCGGGCCUCGUCUGCGGCUGCCGGGCCAGCGCCUUCCAAGGAGCGGCCUCCUGCUCCGAAGCCCCCUCCCCCCCCUGCCUCCUCCACCCCCUUGUGCGCGCCGCCGAGCAGGGGGGGGCGGAGGCCGGGGGGAAGGCUGCCUAUCAGCCGCCUGCGUCUCAGAAGGCGCGGGCCUUGUCUGCGCCCCCUUCCUGCGCGCCGCCGCGUCCCGCCCUCCAGCGGAGUGCAUUCAGCACGUGGAAGUGCGCUGGGCGCACCUCCAGAUCGGACGAGUCUCUCGGGGGCCCUCGGGCGCCUCCUGCCGGCUCCUCCUCCCGUGGCUCCUCGAGGGCACUGGCCCGACCGGGCCGAGGGAGGCGGGCCUGCACGGCGCGCGCUCUGCAUGCCGCGAUGGCUUCGGCCGCGAAUCGGCGAGGCACCCUCCCACCGCCUGCCCAUGCGCACCAGCGGCAGUCCGAGAGUGGCCUGCCAGGCCGAAGCGUUUUUUCUGGACCCCCCGGCGUCCCGUCCUGGGUCCGCUGCCGGCGCUCUUAGUUAUCCAAGUGUACAGGAGUUGGGGGGCGGAGGCUCCUGGCGGGACUUUGGCAGUUUGAGUGCGGAGCAUCUUUCUGCCUGGUCGUUCGCGGCUGCUUUUGUUCCUGGGUUUGCGGUGUAUUUGUGUGUUGCCAUUUGCACGUAUGUGUAUUUGUGUGUGCGUAUGUGUGCAUGUAUGCGUAUGUUUGCAUUUACACCGGUAGUAUACAUAGCAGUCUGCGAAAUGCACGGAAUGCGGCGGAACGCAGGAGUUCCUUCUGGCCAGCAUUGCCGCAUGAAUACUCGUCAGCACAAUGCUGGCCGUAUCCUUUUUCAAGCCGUCUCUGGGCAGAGAGUGAGGUCGAGCGUUUGAACUAGCGAGCGGCGACAGCCGUGGCCAGGAAUAACCGGUGUGGAGCAUCGGCCUGUCCCGCGACUCGCUCAGCGCUUUCGCACUCAUUCGAGGGGGACGCAGGCGAGGGCGAGGAGCAGGCGGGGGUCGCCAACGACAGACGCGCUUGGGCGCUCGCGCACGCUGAUGGGGUGGUAUGCUCUGGGUGGAGCCUCUGGACGCCUCAUUCGCCUGUCAGUCCCGUGUUCUUCCCUCCCCCUUCCCAGUCGUUCCCUUUCUCCUCCUGGUACAUGUGCUCGCCCUCUCACUCUUUCUCCCCAGCUUUAGAGUGCUUGAUGGGGUCCUCGACUGAUCCAUGUUCAUCGGGGCUGAAUUGCGUGGCGGUAGGAAAUGUAGAGCGUUGCCUACGCUGGGCGUUUUUUGUGCGGUCGGGCUUUCGGCCAUCGUUUUUUUUUCUGGUGCGCCAGUGCAUACGACGUCUUGGUGGACCGCUUGAUUGAUUGGACGGUGGCAGCAAAGAAGUGACAGCCCCCCCGCCGUCGCUUCACAAAGUCCGCCAGGCCCAGGCGCGAGCCUGCGGCUCUUCCGCGAGCCCCAGGCGCGACGCGUGGCGUCGCCGCGUUUUGCCGUUUGCAGGUCGGCUUGUUUCCACUUGGCGCCACGCUCUGCCCCGCGCGCGUCGUCCUCGCAAUUCAGCCGCGCGCUUUGGCUCGCCUUCGCCGGGCGCCCGCCGCUGGCCCGAGGGGGCGGGGGCCCCCCCGCCCCCGCCUCGCUAGCUCCGCCGGCCCAGGGCCCGCGGGCGCCCGCCAUCCCCAUGCGUCGCGCGCACGUCGCCUCGUUUUGCCGUUCUCGGCUCGGGAAUGUCAUCGCUGGCGCAGCGGCUCCCCCGCGCGCUUCGUGCGCGCAGUUCUGCCCCGCGCGUUCGCGCGCGGUGUCCAGCCGCCCGCCGCUGGCCUGGGCGGGCAGUCUGGCGGGGCCAUCGCCGUGCGAUUCCGCGCCGUCCGCGGGGUCUGUGGACUUCCGCCGCCUUCAGGCGCCGCGCGGGCGUCGCCACGCAUUGGGGGG